GCCAGUCAGUUGCGUCUGUUCCGUGUACGAGAUGAGGAACGCCGGGGCCUUGUUCUUGCUUACGGCGCUGAGUCUGGCAGCGGCAGAUGAUAAAGCACAGGACGUUGCCACCUUACAGCCGCCCACCGACGUGGCGCAGGCUCGUCAUCCCACGGUACGCACAAACAUCCAGCCCCACUUGUCCGCCACAGUGUACGACGGGUCGCCAGUUCACCACGACUUGAAGCCGUCAGGUUCCUCUGACUUCGCUUACACGUACCAAGGGGCGAGUGGGAGCUCCGGGUUCGACCAUUUCGGCGGGGGAGCUCACGAGCACGGAGGCCAUCAUGAGCACUUCCACGCCGUGGAGGAUCAUGGACACCAUGGCCACGAUGAUGAUGAUGAUGAUGAUGGUGGGUACCACAUCACGCCGAGGGACAUUGCCUUCGGCUUCCUGACCUUCAUGGUUAUCCUCACUAACCUCCAGAGCGGGCUGAUCAACCUCUCCAAGAACAACAACCUUCUGGGUGUCAUCACGUCUCGUAAGCGGCGAGAGGUCUCGAAGCUGUACCCCAUGAGUGAGGUGCCAGAUGGCCCGCUACCCUUCCCAGUGAAGCUGGACGAGAAGAACUGGCUGUUGUUGGAGGACAAGCAGGUUCGAUGCAUACAGCGCAGCGUCUGCGCAACCAACAGGCAGCUGGCGAGGGACCUGGGGCCCACAGGCAGGGCACUGGGACGCUACCUCAGUGGUCUGGUGGCGAAGUCCGUGGACGCCGGAUGGUCGCGUCUGGUGGCAGACGCCGGAACAGCUGGGUUGGCCGGCGUCGAUUGUGGCGUCCUGUACCGCGGAUGCCACAGCCACCUGGAUACGAAGCCACAGAAAAAGCCACGUCUCCCCGAAUGAUCUCGUAUUAAACAUAUGUUCGUAUUUUCUUGUUUUCUGGAGAGGGGAAGGGAUAUAUAUUCUUUGUGAAGGCAUAAAAAUCCCUACAAAAGUUAA
Zootermopsis nevadensis is the source of this 979-nucleotide messenger RNA. RefSeq lists its product as uncharacterized. NCBI's taxonomy places the organism in Eukaryota, Metazoa, Arthropoda, Insecta, Blattodea, Termopsidae. The record is from RefSeq and is a predicted model, not a curated record.